Molecule: messenger RNA, 6841 nt
Organism: Megalopta genalis
Lineage: Eukaryota; Metazoa; Arthropoda; Insecta; Hymenoptera; Halictidae
Biological process (GO): protein ubiquitination; ubiquitin-dependent protein catabolic process; mRNA processing
Cellular component (GO): nucleus
Molecular function (GO): ubiquitin protein ligase activity; nucleic acid binding; zinc ion binding
Source: RefSeq, a predicted model, not a curated record
UUUCGUCUAUUCGUGUAUGCACUAUUGAUUGUGCCAUCUAUGAAUUCAAUGUCUGUUCGUCUCUGCUACACUCACGGUUGAAUUAUAUAGUCAAUUGGUGUUUUUCGGAUUUGCGAUUCCAGUGUUUUGUUCGUAGUGCCUCACUUUUAUCAGAAUUAGUAGACGCGUGUGUGUAUAGGUUAUAUAUCUGAUGAUUCUGAGAUUCCCGAAAGACAUUAUAGAAAAUUUAUUACACCUUACAACAUGUCAGGAGUCGAGAAUCAUGUUUGUAUGUUCUCCAUGAAAAUACGUUUGUCGCUUGCACAAUUUGAAUUUACUCAUUUUGUAGUGAGUACUUGUUAAUAGGAUAUAUAAAUAACAACAAUGUCAGUACACUAUAAAUUUAAGUCCACUUUGGACUAUGACACUGUGUCCUUUGAUGGAUUACAUAUUUCUGUAGCGGAUUUGAAGAAAGCUAUUUUCCAUCAGAAACGUAUAGGAAAAAAUACAGAUUUUGAUUUGCAAAUAACAAAUGCGCAAACAAAAGAAGAUUACACAGAUGAUAAUGCCUUGAUUGCAAAGAAUACUAGCCUUAUUGUUGCCAGGGUUCCAUUGACUGUACAACAAAAACGAUCAUGGGAUAGAAGUGAAACUCCUUCAUUUAGUAAUUUAAAGGAUGAAGCAAAUCUUGGUCGGACUGUAGAUCUUACACGACUCGAUGGCUCCGAAGAGGACAAAAUUCGUGCCAUGAUGACUCAGUCAACCCAAGAUUACGAUCCAUCAAAUUACAUGAAAAUACGUGGAGCCAAUCAAACUGGCGAUGUGCCUGCAAAUUAUCGUUGUUAUAAAUGCCAUCAACCUGGUCAUUGGAUAAAGAAUUGUCCACUAGGAACAAAUCAGGAACCCAUAGAAAUUAAGAAAAGCACAGGCAUUCCUAGAAGUUUUAUGGUUCCAGUAGAAGGACCAAGAGUUCCUGGUGCUAUGAUGACUCCUACUGGCCAGUAUGCAGUUCCAGCCAUUGAUCAUCAAGCAUACAAAGAGGGUAAAAAGGAGCGACCACCAUUCUCACAAGAUCCAGAGCCUGCCGUGGAAAAGCCUGAAAUUCCAGAAGACCUGUUAUGCAACAUUUGCAAAGAUCUUCUGACUGAUACAGUAAUGAUACCAUGUUGUGGGAAUUCAUUUUGCGACGAAUGUAUCCGUACAUUCUUAUUAGAAUCUGAAGAACACGAAUGUCCAGAUUGCAAUGAGAAAGAUGUGUCUCCAGAAACUCUUAUACCCAACCGAUUUUUACGAACUGCUGUAAUGAAUUUUAAGAAUGAAACUGGAUAUGCAAAACGACAAACGUAUAGACAGCCUACUCAGACAAAUAGACAAGUAGAUCAACAAAAAGCUGAACACAUUGCAAGUCAAACAUUGAAUCAAAACAAACCUGUCCAAACUCCAGCUGGAGCAAGUGCGCCUUCUCAAGAAAAUACGGAAAUACAGCCAACAAAUUUUGAUUCUGCUCCUCAGCAAUUUCCAGCUAGCACUGCACCACAACCGCAAACAGCAAUUCUUCCUGAAUCAACAUCAGAAUCUGAUUUGCAAAGUGAUUCUGUAACAAAGUUAACUACAGACGAAGAAACAGAGGUACCACCUCCUCCAGGAACAGAACCUUUGCUUCCAAUACCUGCUAUUGGGAGUUCUCCAGAAAGAGACAGAGAAAGAAGCGAUCCUCCAAGUCGAGAAAAGAAAGAUCGUGAGAAUGAAUACUUGGGAGAAAGACAACCGAGAGAACGAAGGCGAAGUUUUAGCAGAGAUGGUCAUCGUGAUAGAAGUGGAGAACGUGGCCGUAGAAUUGAAAAUUUGCGACCAUUGAGUAGAAGACGAUCUUUAUCUCCUAGGCAUUCUCAACAUAGUGAUUAUAGUUCUCAAGGAGCACCAUUACCACAUUUAAUGAACCCACCCCCAUCAAAAGGUUAUCAAGGGCUACCACCAGACGAUGGACAUUAUCCUCCUAGUAUGCAUUAUGAUAGUGCCAUACGUAGAUCAACUGAAGAUCGUCCAGGCACUCCAACGGUUGAUGAACCACAUUUACACGUGCCGACAUCUGGCAAUCAACCACCUCUUUUACCGUUUCCACCAGGGGAGGAUCGUAUUCCACAACCAAGUUAUAAUCAACCACCACCUAAUGUACCGCCACAUAACGCACCAUUACUGCCGGAUCCGUAUAUGAGUCAUCGGAUACCAAUGUAUCCUCAUCAACAAGGAUCUCACUAUGGACCUCCUCGGUAUGAAAGGCCUCCUUAUCAACAACAAGGAUACAGACCGUCACAACCACCUAGAAACUAUAAUGGACCGCCACGACCGAUCAGAGGAAUGCACCACAUCAGCUAUCGAGGAUUACAACCCCCACCACCAGGUUUAAGUAGAAAUAUACAUAAUGGCAAUCCACCUGGUAUAAUUGACGAUCCUCUGGAAGCUUUUGAACGAAUGCUAAGAGAGAAAGAUGAACGGGAUAGAAGGCUUGGAAAACAUAGAAGGAGAAGCAGAACAAGAUCGAGAUCUCGCAGUUAUACUAGAUCUAGAUCACGAUCGUUCGGUCGUAGAUCGCCAUUCCCGGCUCGUUUAAGCCGAUCCAGAAGCCCUCCUUCGAAGAGAAGAUCUUCGAGAUCGCCUUUGCCUUUACGAGCGCGAAGUCGCACUCCGAAACGUAGAUCAAGAAGCGGAAGUUUCUCGAUUAGCAGAUCUAGAUCGUAUUCACGUAGUCAGUCCCCUAGAUUAUCUUUAUCACGAGAUAGAGAAAGGGACAGAGAAAGAGAUCGAGAGCGCGAUCGAGAUCGUGAUCGCGACCGUGAUCGUGAUCGUGAUCGUGAUCGUGAUCGUGAUCGUGAUCGUGAUCGUGAUCGUGAUCGAGAUCGGGAUCGGGAUCGAGAUCGAGAUCGAGAACGCGAUCGCGACCGUGAUCGUGAUCGUGACCGUGAUCGGGACAGAGAAGUACUUUCUAGAUAUCGUUCACCAGCUAGAUCACCUCUGAGAUUUCAAAGAGAGAGGGAUCGUGAUAGAGAACGACCGAGAUCACGCGAGCCCAGAGAAGGCUAUAAUAGUUACUACAAUGAUUCGCCGGCACACGAUUAUCAAUUUCGUGAUCGGGAGCGUGAUUUACCUCCUAGAGACAGGCCAAUACAGAGAUAUCCGAUAAGGAACCAACCGACACAACAUAAUAUACCACCUUUGUUGCCGCAUCUAGUCACUGGUCACCCACCGCCGCUUAUGUCUUUGGGACCUCCGCCUACGGACAGGAAAGACUAUUAUGAUUCCUACAACAGAUAUCCCGGACCAUCUACGCAACGUUUUGGUAGUCCUAUACGGGACACUCCACACAAGAGAUUCGACGACGUUGCUCCUCCUGGGACCGAGGGUUACUAUGAUCUCUCACCACCAGGGGUUGAGCAUUCUGAUAGAUCAUCGCGCGAUGAUCGAGAUCGACGUUUAAUAAGAGAUCAAGAAGAUCGUGAGCACUCUCUCAAAGAUCACGAUGCUGAAGAGCGAGACAGAUUAAGAGAGGACAGGGGACGUGAACGUGACGAUCGUUUACGUGAGAGAGACGACAGAGAUCGUAGAGUUCUUAAUCGAGAUCGGGAAGAUCGAGACAGACAAGUAUUACCUAGAGAUCAUGACGACAGGCCACGUGAGAAAGAUGAACGUGACAGGAGAGAAAAAGAAAAGGAACGAGACGACAGGCACACACGUGACCGUCGUGAUGAUGAUAGACAUGUUGAGAAAAAAGAUUAUGACAAGGAUCGUUACAGAGAUGAAAGAGAUCGUCACAGACAAGAUGAUAAGAACCGUAAUCGCGAGAAAGACAGACGUGAACGAGAUUACGAGUCGGAAAAGGAUAGGGACCGACACGAACGUUACGAGAGACGAUCUGUAGAAAGAAAAAAGAAUAGGAAGAGUCCCACGCCAUACUCACAAAAGUCCCGGACAGAUGCUAAAGACUUGUCGCCUGAACGUAUAAAGAAAAAGGAGAAGGACCAUGAAGAGAAGAGCGAAGAAAAGAAAAAAGAGAAAAAGAUCAAAGAGAAAAAGAAGAAGAAGGACGAAGAUAAGGAAAAGAAAAAGAAAAAGAAGAAGGAGAAGAAAGCAGGUCAGAAAGAGGUAGCGAAAGAUGAACCUAUCAAAUCAUCUGAACAAGAGGAUUCGAUAGUGGAAACUAGACAGGAAACUAUGUCGCCUGUUAAACCUGAUACCAUGAAACCUAUUAACGAAGAAGAAAACAUUGAAACUAGAAUAGAAUGCAUUCCUGCAGAAGUUCUGAUGGAGGAGUCAAUUAAAGAAGAGUUCGAAGAUAAGUCAUUAGCUAUGAAUCCAGAACCGCCAGAGUUUAACGAACCUAGUCCAGAGAGGAUCGAUCAUACGGAAUUCGGAACAAAUCCCCCGAACCCUAAUUUCAAACCAAUUCCGGAGUUAAAAUCUGAAAUUAAACCUAUUGAUAGUCUUUACAGUGGAUUAGACGACGCGGAAAUAAAUACUGUCAUCACGGAGAAGUAUUCUUUACUAUCUGAGAACGAAACGGAAGAGAAAAACACUUUACUGGAAGACAAAUCACCGAAGAAGGAUGAAUUCUUGGCUCCCUUACCUGAGCUUUCCAAAUGGGAGAGGGACGACACCAUAGAGAAACCAGACGAGGUAUGCGAGUCUUCUAUAGAAAAAAUACAACUAGACGAACCGAAGUCUACUAAAGUAGUUACAUCGGAAGUAUUAAAACGAGCGGAAAACGCGAUUUUCCAGAAAGCCAUCAACGCCAUUAGACCCAUCGAGAUUAAGAAGAUCAGCGAAAGUAGGAAAGUGCUGUACCAGAAUCCAGAGCCUAAAGUGCUCGAAGCUGAAGUCAACAGAGAGCCAAGGAAGAGUGUAAACGUGACCAUAAACGUCGGGCGCAACGAACGAAACGUUGAAAUCACAGAACCGGUAAAGAAAGCUAAAUUAGACAGAACAAAAUUCAAACCAGUUCCAGAAACGUACUCGCCUACGAGACUGUCUGCUAAGGAGAGAUUAGGGGAGAAAGUGGAGGAAGGUAAAGAAAGAAAGAUCAGCCCUAUCAAAAGCUUCUUAGAGAGACGCGAGACAAAGAGUGAAACGCAAUCUAGAAGUCGAUCGCCUAGGAACAGAGACAAGAGGAUUUCACCGCUUCUGGAAAGGCGUAUCGAUUCGUCGUUGACAUUGCCAGGUAAUGAACGAAAGGUGUUUCUCGAUGACAGGAAACGGGACAACAAGGACAGAGGAGACCGCUCGAAGGACAGAAAUGACUUCAGAAGCGAGCGUCACGAUAUGAGAUCCGAGAGAGACCCGAGGAUGGAUUCCAGAGGCGAUUUCAGGUCAAAUCGAAAUGAUUCCAAGGGCGAUCGGAUGGAUAAGGAUAGGGAGAAGGAGAGGGAUAGGGAGAGAAGAGGAAAAACGCCCACUUGUACCUUCAAAAGGAACGAGAUGUCAAAGGUGGGUCUUCUGAAGGGUAAGGAGGACGAGGAGGACAGGAGGAGAGACAAAAAGUCAAAAGAAGACAAGAAGAGGAAGAAAGAGCAUCGAAGCAGAAGUAAGUCUAAAGAGCAUAAGAAGCGGAAGGAGAAGAAGCAUAAAAAGGAUAAAGAAAAGAACUUGGAGAAGAAGCAAAAGCAUAAAGAUAGUCUUCUGAUGAAGGAGAAACCGGAGACCAGUGAGGCGAAAAUAAGUUAUGAGAAUCCUGAGCCGCCGGUUGCAGAGACCGUGAAGAAACAACGGAAGAAUCCGAGACUUGUUUCCGACCGCAAACGUAGCAUACUUGAUGAAGCUAGCUUCGAGCCUGACUACAGCGCUUCGGACUCCGAAUCCGACGGCGAAGACGGCAAAAUAAUAUCAUUGCCUACCAAGAAAUUAAAACUGGACGAGCCAGAUAUAGAGAAGGAGAUGGAUUUAAAGUCCCUUAAAAAGCGAUCAAAAUCUACGAGCAGUGAGGAUUCGUCUAGUAGCUCGGACACGACCAGCACGGAUUCGGAUAGCUCGGACGAGUCACAUAAGAAAAAGAAGAAAAAACACAAGAAGCACAAGAAAAAGAAGUCCGCCAAGAGGGACAGCAGCUCGGAUUCAGACUCGUACUCGGAUUCGUCUGACACAAGCAGCGAUGAGGAGAAACACAAAAAGAAAUCAAAGAAAUCAAAGAGUAGAAAUAAACAGUCGAAGAAAAAGAAAAAGUCGAAGCACAAAUGAUAUCGCUAGAUAAGCUUACUAUUUUAAAAUUGAAUUCUGACAAGAACUUUUUCUUUGUGAAUGCUUUUUAAUAUAAGGGAUUCUCAAUCAGAAUUAUUUAGAAUUCUAUGCACCGAAAUACGAUGGUUGUCCGAUGCAAAACAAAGUAGAAAACUUCUUCUCUAUUUAUAAUACUAUAACAGUGUUCAAAGUUAAUUUGAAACAGUCAUUACUGAUUUAUUACUUGCUACAAAUAGUUAACACAUUUUUGGGAAUGAAACACUUAAUGAAAUAACGAGUGGGUAAACAAAGUAUGAUGUUUAAUUUCGUAUAUUUCAUUUUUUUGAAAUGUUAUUAAGGCCUUUACAUGUAAUUGUCUACAUUUCAAUUUCAAGAAUAAAACGAUGUAAGUAAAUUCAUUACAAUAAGUGAUGUAUAUUAUAGCAUUCAGUAGAUAAUGAUAUCACUAAGAAAUCCGGUACAAUACUUUAGAAAGUAACAGCAAUUAUAUUUAAGAUCUCCAAUAUCUCAGCAUUAUAUUGUACUUUCGUAAUGUACUGUCAAUAUGUAAAAGACGUCAUAAAAAAACAAGACGAGAUUCUUUUAAUUUAUCUUUCUUCUUGUUGAAUAAAAUAUUGUACACGUACAAAAAGACGAA